AUUUAAAGAAAUUUUGUUCCAAUUAAUGUUUAAUUUUUAUGUUGGUUUUGCAGCUAUGAGUGAAAACAAUGGGAGGACGAAGAGAUUAGACAGGGAGUGGGACGAGGGUAAGGACGGGAGAAGAUGGUUUGAUGCUCCGAGUAGAGGGGAAACCAGACCUCCCUUAGAUCGGAGUAGAAUGAUCUGUGCCGAACCUAAGUCGGGUGUUGGAAAAAAUCGUUUGAAAACUUUCGACUCAACUCCAGUUUCCUGUAAACCUGUAUUCUACAAAGUGUUUUCUCCGUCAGAAAGUCAAAACAGAGAAAUUGCGCCUCAGGAAUCCAUCACCACUCCUGGUAUAAUACCACCUCAUUCCUUUCAUCCUGUAUCUCCAUACCCUCCUGCAGUAUCCUAUCCCGGACUCGCCAACUGUUCCUACCCCCCGGCUCCUGCAAUUCAACCCAACAAUGGUCUAAAUCAACAUUCUUUCCUUCUCCCUGCCCACUCUCCCUCAGUUCCUCCCUGUCCUGCAGCUCCCGGUCAUAUUGGGCAAUUCUCCUUCGCUAGUCCUUGUGUUCAGGACGGAUUCAACCUUUACCCUUGUUGCCAAGGUUCUGCCCAAUCAACGGUUCACAAUGGAGAAUACGCCAUGAAUACCGACAGAAGCCAGGACGGAUUUAUGUUUGAUCCCUCGAUUCCUCCACCUUGCUUUGCUGGAUACCAACCUUGUUAUCCUGAGUUCCAGGGACAAUACCCCGCCUUCUCUAGCUUAGCGGUUAAUCCUUAUAGCUAUCCGUUCAACACAGCUACUAAUCCGGUAAACUCAGCCAGCUACCCGGUCAGCACAUCAAGCUACCCGGUCAACUCGUUCAAUUACCCAGUUGACUCCUCCAGCUACUUAGUAAGCUUGUCCAGCUACCCGAUGAACCCUGCUUCCUCCGAAUACACCGUUUACCCGCAGGGUGGUUGUGAACCAGUUACUUCUCCGUACAUGUACAGCAUGAUACCUGUAUCACAGAUCAGUCAAGUCAUUUCACAGCCUCAAGUCACUGCCGAGGAAUCUAACGUAGUGACUGCUCAAGGAGACGACGCUACUAGUAAACCGGAUUUAUCAAGUCAGGCAUCAGAGUCAGUCUCUCUAAAAGCAGGAGGUGAUGCAAAUUCACCAGACUCCAAGCUGUCUCCACUUAUGAAUUCACUUACUAUCACGUCUUCUACAGCGGGUCCGAACUCGGGGACUUGUCUGGUAUCUUCCUUUAGUCGAAGAGGACCUCGACCUUCUUCCGAUAUUAUUACAGUGGACCUAAAACCAAGAUCUGGAAAGGAUACAUCCUCUUCUAUAUCCUCCACAGUGGGUCCUGCAGGAGACGGAGCACCAACCGUCAAGGUUGGAUCUGGCAGAGGUGUUACUCCGGACAUAGUUAAGAGUACUGAAAUCAAGUUGAAAACAAGAGAGCUGCAGAAUAGAAAUCAAUGGAAUCAAAUAGAUGAAAAUGCAAACCAAGAAGGUGUUGAGAUAUUGGCUGGAUCAUCUUUCUAUCCUUCUCCUCAGCCUUGCGGACCUGGUUCAGAUUCUCAACCUCAGAAACCCUUCCCAUCUUCUCCAACAGGAUCCGUCCUUACUUCUCCAUCUGUCCCAUCGGGUCUACCCGUCCUGGCUUCUCCAUCUGCCCUGCCCGUCCCAACUUCUCUACCUGUAUCCACCCCAACCUCGAGCUCUACUCUUUACCCUAGCUGGAGUUCUAAUGCACAUUCUGGCGUAACGAACUACGUGUACCUGCCGUACAGUACAUUGUCUGCGCAAUUUAACCCUAAUCCACAGUACAAUGUUCCUGUACUGGUCAUGCCGGAGCAGUACACAGAACAACAAUAUACUCCAUACCAGUACAAUCUAAACCAGUACAACACCAGUCAGUACAAUGUACUUUAAAUAUCUAGCAAAGAUUGAAGAUUUAUUCGAAUUUUAAGUAUUACUUGUCAUGAUUAUGAAAAUUUUAUGUCUACAACCCUUGAAAAUUGUACUGUAAAUGAAUUGUAAGCAUUGCGCAGUUUUGUGUAGUGUCCGUGUUGAAAUUGUGAUCUCGUUAAAUGAAAUUGAUUUGAGAUUGAAAACGGACCCUUCUCUUAUACUUCGUUUUUAAAAAGAAACAAACUAAACUUAAUCUAACGAAUUAUAUCUAAAAAUGACAUUGUACAUUUCAAACAUUUUAAACUUUUAUAUUAAAGAAUCUCAGAAAAUUGUUUGUCGCAAAUGAAUUCCACUAUGAAAUCCUAUUCUUUAAUUUUAAUGAACUAUUCCGUACACAUUCUGUUCCCAAUUUUAAAACAAAUUUGACAUGAAUGUUACUUUUUUAUCGCGAAGAAGAUAAAAAACUGUAUAAAAUGAAGUUUUUAAACAGCGCUCUGAAGUGUAUAUGUACGUCUAAUUGUAAAUUAAUAAAUAGCUGAAGUUA
Molecule: messenger RNA, 2432 nt
Organism: Eurytemora carolleeae
Lineage: Eukaryota; Metazoa; Arthropoda; Copepoda; Calanoida; Temoridae
Product: mucin-5AC
Exons: 8
Coding region: 26-1909 (627 amino acids)
Source: RefSeq, a predicted model, not a curated record